This is a messenger RNA of Camelina sativa (false flax), 881 nucleotides long. The record is from RefSeq and is a predicted model, not a curated record. Lineage: Eukaryota; Viridiplantae; Streptophyta; Magnoliopsida; Brassicales; Brassicaceae.
AAAAUGUUCUUGUUUUCCACAACUCAAACCCCUCAGAAAAGUAAACAUUAAAUCCUUAAAAACACAAAACCAUCAAAAUGAAUAAACCUUCAGUGGUCUCUUUUCUCAUCACUCUCCUGUUAGCUGCAGCUGUCUGCAUCCAAGGAGGCGAACCGGUGAAGGAAACUGUUGGAAAUUAUCUUAAAACCGAUCAACAAUACUACAUCCAGCCAGUCAAUACCAACUUCCCCGGAGGUGGUCUUGUCCCAGCCCCCCCUACACUAGGUUCCUUAUGUCCACUUGGCAUCGUCCAAACAGCACUUUAUUACAUACCAGGCGUACCUGUUAGCUUCUCAACUCCAAACGCAAUCAUGGAAACAACCAUUUCCACAGAUGAUUAUGUAAACAUUGAGUUUAAGUCCAAAAUUUGGUUCUGCGAUAAGUUUUCCAAGUUUUGGAAAGUCGAUGAAUCCUCAUCAGCUGCCGAAGAGCCUUCCAUUCUCGUUGGUGGUACAAAGCAGGAACAAAAUAGCUGGUUUAAGAUUGAGAAUGCCGGAGAAGGAGCCGAAGCAAACACCUACAAGCUGACCAGCUUUGCCGGACCUGUUGGAACUAAGCUAGGAACUUUCAAGGUACCACAACUAGUUGUCACCAAUGAUAAGGCUAAAACCUUACUCGUCAAAUUCAAAAAGGUUGAUGAAGUGACUACCACUACUUCUACUUCACGCAUUGAGAAAUUAGGUCUAGGAAUGUUCCCUUUCUACUAGUCAACUGGUCACAAUCAUGUAAAAAAAAGCCUGAGGCUCGUCCAUAUGGCCAAAAAUAAUGGGUUGAAAUAAUACCCACAUGCAAGUUUCUACUUUCCAUAAAUAAAAUAAAGUUAUCCUUUCCAGCGCUUGUUA